CGCUCGACUGGAGGGUUUACCGCGUGAGCGGCGCAGCCGGGAGAGGCUUAGGCGGCGGCAACCGGUGAUUGGCAGCAAAGGAGUUCACUCCCUAUCGCCUGCUCGAACUGAACCAGUUUAGCCAAUCAGAGCGAGGACUGACAGGAACGAUCCAAUCCCGGAGCUGGGCUGAGGUUUGGGGCGGGGACAAGUGGCCUAGGUGGACUUGGGACUGGAGCUGUCCUAGGGGAGCUGGUUUGCGGAUGCUGCUGGUACUCUGACUGCAGUAGUUCUGGGUCGCCAGGCAGAGCGCCCUGUCUCUGAGGGGAGUCAUGAGCCGCUUCCUGAAUGUGCUACGGAGCUGGUUGGUUAUGGUAUCCGUCAUAGCCAUGGGGAACACGCUCCAGAGCUUCCGAGACCACACCUUUCUCUAUGAAAAGCUCUACACUGGCAAGCCAAACCUUGUCAAUGGCCUCCAAGCCCGGACCUUUGGGAUCUGGACGCUGCUGUCCUCAGUGAUUCGCUGCCUCUGUGCCAUUGACAUCCACAACAGAACGCUCUAUCAUAUCACCCUGUGGACAUUCCUCCUCGCCCUGGGACACUUUCUCUCUGAGGUGUUCGUAUUUGGAACAGCAGCUGUUGGCGUUGGCGUUCUGGCACCCCUGAUGGUAGCAAGUUUCUCGAUCCUGGGCAUGCUAGUUGGGCUCCGGUACCUAGAAACAGAGCCAGUAUCCAGACAGAAGAGAAACUGAGGCCAGCCUUGCCACCUGCAGAACGUCACCGCCUUCCCGCCUUUGCCAUCUUCCUUCUUUAGUCUCUGUCCUUACUUGGAUCAUUUCUUUUUGGCUGUAUUCUUAGCUCCUUCAUCUAGGUUCGGUAUCUUAAGCUUUU
This is a messenger RNA of Acomys russatus (golden spiny mouse), 870 nucleotides long. RefSeq names its product ergosterol biosynthesis 28 homolog (gene Erg28). Gene Ontology annotation, cellular component: membrane; endoplasmic reticulum. Gene Ontology annotation, molecular function: protein-macromolecule adaptor activity. The coding region runs from base 312 to 731 and encodes 139 amino acids. The record is from RefSeq and is a predicted model, not a curated record. Lineage: Eukaryota; Metazoa; Chordata; Mammalia; Rodentia; Muridae. The transcript has 5 exons.